Messenger RNA from Dendronephthya gigantea, 2689 nucleotides. RefSeq lists its product as uncharacterized. Gene Ontology annotation, molecular function: protein binding. Gene Ontology annotation, biological process: regulation of apoptotic process. The record is from RefSeq and is a predicted model, not a curated record. NCBI's taxonomy places the organism in Eukaryota, Metazoa, Cnidaria, Anthozoa, Malacalcyonacea, Nephtheidae. The transcript has 4 exons. Bases 1 to 1902 code for a protein of 633 amino acids.
AUGGGUUCACACAUUUGGCAAUCGGAACAGAACAACACUUUCCUUGAUUUACUCACAAUAAUUGGAAAUGAAAUACCCGGAGAGGCCUUGUGCAGAUUAAAAGUAUUGCUUCGCGGCCAUGUUGAUAAAGAUGCACUUAAAUCUAUUGAAACUGGUUCGCAAUUGUUACUGAUUCUUCACAAAAGAGGAUUAGUAGCUAAUAAACGACUUAGCUUCCUAAGGAAAUUUCUUAAAGAGGCAAAGUGUUUAACGUCGUUAGGGUAUUUAGACAGUUAUGACGACAGGUAUAAAACGUGGGAUGACGAGGGACGUCUCCAAGCUGCUAUCUGUGAUGAAAACAGAAAUAGACGAUUAGAUACUUUAACUAAACGAAUUGAAGACGAAAUACACGUUUCCAAGAAUACUCAUGAACAUCUCAAACAGGAAAUCGACAAUUUGGAAGACGAAAUUCGAAAAAAGAAGCAAUCUAUCAUUGAAUAUGAAGAUUCUGUGCAUAACUUGAAGUUGAGUAUCAAAUCAGAACAGUCUCUCUUGCAAUCUGUGCGAAAGAGGUUGGAGGAUUUGAAAUAUGUAAUAAGAAAGCUUUACCGCGAAGAAGAAAGUUUAAGUGAGAAACUUACAAACAGCCUGAAACCAAAGCGUGUUAUUCGUGAUGAUCUGGCAGCCAAACGUGUGGAAAUCAAAGGAAAAGAGUUGCUGGAAUGUGAACUAUUUCACAAAUAUGAACGCGUCACAGAACAGAUUCGUCUCCUGAAUACAAAUUUCCGACAUCACACUUCUGAAAUCAUUCACUUUGAGGAGAAAAUACAAGAAGAUACGUCGAAACUGAAAAAUCUGAAAAAAAAUCUGUAUAAGAAUGUAACAUCAACGGACGAACUAAAGCAAACAUUGGCAGAGCUGCAACAAAAUUCAGAUAAUGAUACGUCAACUGUACGCUCAUAUCGCCAAAUGAAAGGACUAACGCUUAAUACAAUCGCUGGAGCUUCUGUUGAAACAUCUGUCACGAAGAUGAUUGAUCAUAACAGCUUGGUGGAACCGACAGAACCACGAUCAAUCGGUCGUUACGGAACACUUGAAAAUCCACCACAAUUCAAAUAUCCUCGUGGUGUAGCAAUCGAUAUUAACAAUGAACUUUAUGUAGCUGACUCUAAGAACUCGCGUGUUCACGUUAUUUCCCUGAAUGGCAAACCUGUUCGAAAACCAAUUUAUCUUGGAAAAAACUUUCACCCAACCUCACUGGCAGUCAGCUUGGACCGACACGUUUUCAUCAGUGAUUCCCACGUUGUUCGUGUUUAUUCCUCUAACGGAGAAUUGCUACGAUAUAUUUUGCCAAUUUACGCAAAAUCCGACGUCCACCCUCAGAUAACUGGAUUAGCAACAAUGAACGACGGUUCAUUACUUCUUGUUGAUAAAGCAAACAAACAAAUCCAGAAGUUUCGUCAGGACGGAAUAUUUCAGCGCUUUAUUGGGGGUAAACAAGUGUUUCAGUCACCGUUAGGAGUUUCUGUUACAAGCAACGGCGAUAUUGUGGUGAUCGAUGCAUGUCAGAUUAAGAUCUUGGAUGGCCGAGCUGAGUCAGUGAAGAAUAUCAUUGGAACAAAAGGAAUCGGAAGAGAAAAAUUCCUAAACCCAAGUGGUCUUACAGUUGACAAAGAAGACAAUAUAAUCGUGGCCGAUUCGGGAAGUCAUCAAAUCCAUGUUUUUAAUCUUAAAGACGAAGAAGAUAGUUUGCUUGGUGGUCUCGGAACAGACGCAGGCUACUUUGACACUCCCUGUGGUGUGGCUGUGAGCAGCGAUGGGAGCAAGAUUGUUGUAGUUGAAGAAAAGAAUCAUCGCUUACAGAUUUUUACUCGCCUUUUACCGGCGGAGUUUGAUUACGAAAGAUACUUAAUGCAGAAAUAGUGAACGAAUGAUUGGCUAAAGUUAUAGCGGGGAAUCGUGCGCAGUACAAACUUAAAGUAUAGUCAUGGAAUGCUAGGUAGUUAUCUGGGUUCAGUGUGCCCCUGCAUGCGAUUGCCACAAACCGUUCCAAGCUCGAAUCAGCCGAAAUCUUUAUUGCUGCAUGCAAGGCAUGCAAUAAACUUAGGAUGACGACUCGAUCGUGUGUUUGCGCCAAGACAUACCAUAUCCAAGUUGUCAGGCAAACCAAUACCCUACCCUUCAUACAAAAAGGAAAUUUUCAUGACGUUGGAAAGAUUAAAAUUUAGGAAAGUUUUUCUAAAGUGUUGAUUUGUUUAAAGUGAAUACAAAAUACGGCUGCAUUUAUCCCAGUAUUUUAUAUCAUUAUUAUACAGCAUAGUGAAAUUUCUUUACUACUUUCAGGUGCCACUAUCGGAGGCUGUUUUUUCUUCCUUUGAAGAAUUCCUUUCUGCUUCAGGCUUAAACCCCAGUUCUUCUCGCGCAACCUUAUCGCCAGUUUGGGAAGAAUGGCCUUCUUCGGCGGCUAGGAACGGAUGAGCCUUGAUUCCUUUUAUUGUAAUCCUGUCUGCUAUAUUCCAAUUCAACAUUUUAUAGAUUAAACUCUUCGCACAAUCGGAUAGUUUAACUUUGCUGGAAAACUCAACUCUUCGAUGUACUUGUUGAAGGAGUAACUUUAGAUUAGAAUCAUCAAAAGGCAAUCGGCUGCAGAGCAUGGUAUAAAGUAUUACACCCAAGCUCCACACAUCUGCCAUCGUGGGGUCAUAAGCAA